UGUAAAUGGUACGAUUGCUGGUCCACUAAAGUUGUAGGUAGCAUUCGCUGUAAUAUUGUAACAAAAGGCAGUAGUGCUUGAGUGCAAAAUGAAGGCUUUCAUUUUUCUGUUAUCUAUAUCGUCGAUAUUCGCAUACGAAUCUCCUGUCUACAGACAGGGCGAUUGGAAUAAUCGUGACAAAAGUGCAGAGCCACAAAGCGAUCAGUUCUAUGAAGGAUUCUUUGAAACCCGUGUUGACCACUUCAAGCCACUGAACCAAACGUUGACUCGUUUCCGCUACAAUGUGAAUGCAAAUUUCUUUGUAACCGGUGGUCCUCUUUACAUUUACAUUAAAGACUUCCGUGAUAAUACAACAAGGGUUAUCGAAGAAGGUUUAGUGGUUGAUGUAUCGAAGGACACGCGUGCAGCUGUAAUGACUUUCGAUAUGAGAUUCUUCGGUCAAAAUCGUCCGACAAGCGAUGCAUCGUUUGAGAAUUUGGAACUUCUAACCAUUGAACAAACGUUAGCUGACAUUGCAAUGUUCAUAAGAUUUAUCCGAGAAUAUGUUGGCUACGACGACUAUUCGACGGUAAUUUUAUUCGGAUCAGGAUAUGGCGGUUCAUUGGCCAUAUGGGCCAAAAAACGGUAUCCAACUCUAGUUACUGCAGGGUAUGCCUCAAGUGGCAUCGUAUCACUGGCAUUGUACAGUUUCACACCAUUUGACCUCCUUGAGUAUGCGUUGAUGCCAAAUUUAGAAGACACAGACUGCAGAGACCGCCUUGAACAGGCAUACGAAAGUCUGCAAGAAUUAAUGGACGAUGGCGAGAGCGACAUUAUUGCCAAUCGAUUUAAUCUCUGUGAGCCACUGGAUACUAAUGAUCCGGACGACGUUGCAUCUUUAUAUGAACUUUCGGUGCGAUCGUUAAUGAAUUACAUGGACACGUAUCAUAUCACCGGAGUCAGAAACUUCUGUCUCAAUAUGAGAGCCAUUUUGGCCGAUCCUCUUCAUUCAUUUGCUCGAUGGAUUGUCCAUGAAUACGGAGAUGGUUCGUGUUUCGAUCACAGAUUCUCUGCAUUAGUUGAACGUGCAAACGAUAUUGAAUGGGAUACUUACAGUACUAGUACCGGACAAAGACAACAAUACUACUUGCAAUGUACGCAGCUCGGAGGAUUUCCGGUUGCCGAUCGGUUCACUUGGAUCCCGCAGAAUGUCUCACUGGAAUACCAUUUGAGAAAGUGCAAUGAAAUCUUCGGACGAGAAUUCGACGAAAAUACCCUUCGCUCAGCGGUGGGAACUCUAAUGCUCGAGUUCCAAGAAUCAAUUGAAGACACCCUUUACACGAACGGCCUAAUUGACCCGUGGAGAUUUUUCGGACGUCUUUUUGAAGAGAAAGGCACAUCCAUUAACAUUGAAUAUCAUUCGAAAUCGGCCGAUUUGGCUUCAUUGCAUUUGAACGACCCGUACCCGCUGUACGAAGCUAAGCGACAGGUCGAUAGUGUGAUAAGGGAAUGGUCGGUUCGUCCUACUCCACCGCCAGAAAAUUGAGAUGCUUAAAUUUUGAAAAGUCAAAAUAAAUUUCUCAGAUUUUUGCGGA
Bradysia coprophila is the source of this 1574-nucleotide messenger RNA. Its product is annotated as dipeptidyl peptidase 2-like. The record is from RefSeq and is a predicted model, not a curated record. Gene Ontology annotation, biological process: proteolysis. Gene Ontology annotation, molecular function: serine-type exopeptidase activity; dipeptidyl-peptidase activity. Lineage: Eukaryota; Metazoa; Arthropoda; Insecta; Diptera; Sciaridae.